GACUGAGAGCUACCAGACGUUCAUAUGGCAUGUUUCCAAUUUACACCCAAUGCACCUCUUCAGGUGUCUUCUGGGUGCUUCUAUAUAUAGAGGCUAUCUUCUCAUUGCAAGUGCCCGAAGCCUCGAACCCAAGUUAUGACGAUCAUGAGUUAUGGCGUACAUGGUGUUUCCGUCAUACUCUCGGAAAAACCUUCGAGCACCAAUUUUGACUCGCGGACCGCUGAACUAUGGACGGACCGUCCAUUCAGUGGAAUUGUUGAUCUCUCUCGCAUUUUCUAUUGUGAUAUAUAGUGGUGAAGGUGCUCCAGGUUAUCGAAGGCAGUCCAGAACAUUUCAUCUUUCAUAGGCCAUGCAGACCCUCAUCGCUGCGUUCGCUUUGUUGGCCGUCCAUUGUCUUCACGUGGUUGCCACGCCUCUCGCAUCUGGAAUAUGCACAGUUUCUGCAAGUGGUUCCGACGAUGCACCUGCAUUUCUGAAGGCGGUGAUGGACCCAUCCUGUUCUUCCAUUGUCAUUCCUUCUUCCACGACUCUGAACAUUGCUUCUCGCAUGAAUAUGACAGGUCUACUCAAUAAACACAUCAGUGUUCAGGGUGCUAUUCGCUUCAACCCGGAUUUACCUUACUGGACUGGAAACGCGUUCUACUUCCCUUUUCAAGACCAGGUUGCUUUCUGGCUUUUGGGCGGAAACAACAUUGUCCUUGACGGAGGAGGAACUUUAGAUGGGGCUGGCCAAGCUUGGUAUGAUGCGUUUGCGAAGAAUAGCAGCCUGGCUCGACCAAUCAUUCUUACUGUCUAUCAGGCGACAAACAUCACCGUACAGAACCUUAGGAUGAUCAAUUCACCCGAAUGGGUGAAUCUGGUAUGUCACACCGCGCUUUCCCGGAAGCAAACGACAUGUAGUGAUAAUCUUGUUACUUUCUCUACAUCAAAGAAUGCUGCGAAGAACACUGACGGUUGGGAUAUCUACCGAAGCGACAAUGUCAUCAUCGUGGACUCAACUGUCAACAAUGGUGACGAUUGCGUGAGUUUCAAGCCUAACUCAACAAAUGUACUUGUUUCGAACUUGUCUUGCAAUGGAUCUCAUGGAAUUUCUGUCGGCUCUCUGGGACAAUACGCAGGAGAAUAUGACAUCGUGGAAAACGUUACCGCCACGAACAUCCAUAUGUCCAAUGCGCAGAAUGGCGCCCGUAUCAAAGCUUGGGCUGGCAAAGGCGUUGGCUCUGGUAUCGUCCAGAACAUUACAUUUACAGGAUUUGUAGAAACAAACGUUGACAACCCCGUGGUCAUUGACCAGUGUUACGAAACAGAUGACAGCGAUUGCGCCAAGUAUCCGUCAAACACGUACAUCCAAGACGUGUGGUUCGAGAAGGACGUCUUCUGGCAAGGAAAAGGCCGUUGUAGCGGACUUGUCGUGUUCUCCUGACGGCCGAUGCAGUAAUGUGCAUGUCGAUGAUUUGAAACUGACCCCACCAUCCAAAUACAGUGCUGCAUCAUAUUCUUGUCAAAACGUCGAUCUUUCUGGCAAUGAUGCUAGCCUCUUCGGAACUUGUGCAACGACAGGAUAGAUCAUCGGGGCUGCGUGUAACGACUGCUGUGAGAAUGAGUCAAUGAGUUUUGUUAUUAUCGAGCUUUAGUGAUAACAGGAAUGCAUGCAGAUCGGUCCUAAAGAUGCCAGGUACCGGUUGAUGCGUUAGUA
Somion occarium is the source of this 1696-nucleotide messenger RNA. Lineage: Eukaryota; Fungi; Basidiomycota; Agaricomycetes; Polyporales; Cerrenaceae. The record is from the annotation of a GenBank genome assembly.